Amblyraja radiata (thorny skate) is the source of this 3096-nucleotide messenger RNA. RefSeq names its product atlastin-2. The record is from RefSeq and is a predicted model, not a curated record. NCBI's taxonomy places the organism in Eukaryota, Metazoa, Chordata, Chondrichthyes, Rajiformes, Rajidae. The coding region runs from base 38 to 1825 and encodes 595 amino acids. Gene Ontology annotation, molecular function: GTPase activity; GTP binding. The transcript has 13 exons.
GGACGCUGAGUGCUGCGGCCGCGCGCAGGCGCCGUGGAUGGGGGUGGGGGAGAUUCUCGUGGCGGAGGUCCCGCUGCUGGAGCGGAUGUAUCCUGGCGCCCCUCAGCGGGGAAGGGGAGGGAAAAUGUUGCUGAAGGCGGCGGAGAGGUCGGAGGAAAUGCGGCUGGGGCUGCGGGAACAGAGAACUGAUGAGUCUGGCAUCCAGGAGGUUCCAAUUACUUUGGAUGAUAUACAUAUGAAAGAGGCCAGGCCUAUACAGGUAGUGUUGGCUCAUAAAGAUAAUCAUCAUUUUGAUCUGGAUGAAGCAUCCUUGGAGCGAAUUUUAUUGCAAGAACACAUUCGGGACUUGAAUGUUGUGGUUGUCUCGGUGGCCGGAGCAUUUCGUAAAGGCAAAUCGUUUUUGUUGGAUUUCAUGCUUAGAUACAUGUACAGUCAGGAAGCGGGCGGCUGGCUAGGGGGCGAUGAUGAGCCGUUAACUGGGUUCACCUGGCGAGGCGGAUGCGAACGGGAAACUACUGGUAUACAAGUUUGGAGUGAAGUUUUUGUGAUCCACAAAUCAGAUGGAAGUCAGGUUGCGGUACUUUUAAUGGACACUCAGGGGGCCUUUGACAGCCAGUCAACCAUAAGAGACUGUGCUACCGUGUUUGCUCUUAGCACCAUGACGAGUUCUGUUCAGGUAUACAAUUUGUCUCAGAACAUUCAAGAGGAUGAUCUGCAACACCUUCAGCUCUUCACAGAAUAUGGGCGCCUGGCUAUGGAGGAAGUGCACCAGAAACCCUUUCAGACAUUAAUGUUUUUAAUAAGAGAUUGGAGUUAUCCCUACGAACAUUCAUAUGGGCUGGAAGGAGGCAAGAGGUUCUUAGAAAAACGGUUGGAGAUAAAACAAAACCAACACGAAGAGUUGCAGAAUGUUAGGAAACAUAUCCAUUCCUGUUUUGCCAAAAUCACCUGCUUCCUAAUGCCACAUCCCGGUCUGAAAGUAGCCACAAAUCCUGGUUUUGAUGGGAGAUUAAAAGAUAUUGACGGCGACUUUAAAAAGGAACUCCGCAAUGUGGUGCCCUUUCUCCUGUCCCCUGAGAAUUUGGUAGAAAAAGAAAUCGGAGGAAGCAAAGUGACUUGUCGGGAUUUAGUUGAAUACUUCAAGGCUUACAUCAAAAUUUAUCAAGGAGAAGAACUGCCUCAUCCAAAAUCUAUGUUACAGGCAACAGCUGAAGCCAACAAUUUAACUGCUGUUGCAGGAGCAAAAGAUGCCUAUAGCAAGGCUAUGGAGAUGUUUUGUGGGGGAGAUAAGCCUUACAUAGCACCAGGUGAUCUGGAACAACGACACUUAACCUUAAAAGAAGCUUCCAUCAAGCAGUUUCGGUCAGUCAAGAAAAUGGGCGGGGAAGAGUUCUGUCAACGCUACCAAGAGCAGCUCGAGCAAGAAAUGGAUGAGAACUAUGCAAACUUUGUAAAGCACAAUGACAGCAAAAAUAUUUUUUAUGCUGCACGUACACCGGCCACACUCUUUGCUGUGAUGUUUACCAUGUACAUAAUCUCGGGAGUGACUGGAUUUAUUGGCUUGAACUCGAUAGCUUUGCUAUGCAAUCUCAUGAUGGGGAUAGCUCUGAUCUCCCUCUGUACCUGGGCUUACACCAAAUAUUCUGGUGAAUUCAGAGAAUUUGGAACAAUCAUCGAUUAUGUGGCUGAAACUAUAUGGGAGCAGAUGUUGAAGCCACUGAGUGACAAUUUGAUGGAGGAGAACAUAAAGCAAACUGUAGCAAACUCCAUCAAAGCAGGGUUGACCGAGCAGGCCUCCCAGCAUGCCAAAUUAAAGACAAACUGACAAUCCAACUUGCCUCAUGCUGUCGAGUGUUGCCUGUAUGUUAUGAACUUGGUGAGUCAAUUUAUAAUUAGUCUGCAUAGAUUUUGAAGUGAAAGUCCCAACUUCACCUCAUGCUGCCACAAAGAUCUGAAGAAAGAAGAAACUGACAGAAGAUUUUUAUACUGGGUAGAGUGAAUUACAUGACUAAACAAGAAAGUACGGGGAUGAGUUUAAAAGUUAAUUUUGAAUGUUACUUUUUGUCAUGUACACGAGUUGAAACUCUUAUUCCGGUCACCAUUGGUGGGUUUGUGCGAGAGACUGAGGUGCAUCGUAGUGUUCAGUACAGAUAAAUGGAGAUGGUGAUGAAUAGUAAAGCUUGAAACCAGUCUGCAUUUUCUCUUUGUUAAUGCUUUGCCUGAAUUACCAGUAUUACACUGCAAAUCCAAACUAGCCAGAUUGUCAGGUUAUGUUGUGGACAAACCUACUGUUGGAUGAGAGUGAGUGAGGCUUGCCUUGCUCCUGAUCAAAACCCGAGGACCUUGUGAAUCAGUGACAUUUGAACUACGGGGAACUUCACUUCAUUACUGCCAUAAAUCCAUCCAAUGUGCUUUAAUUUUCUCUUUCUGAUGGCGAUCACUCCGUCCACAAAGAACUCUUACCCAUAGUUAUCGGUUAGCAUUUGCCUGCACACUGCGUUAUUUUUAAUUUUCUAUCAAAUUAUAGAGAUGGGGCAUGUAUAUUAAAUAUAAAUAUAUAAAUACCAAAUUUUGUAUCAAAGUUUUUGUAGUUAAUGGCAAAAUCUGGUACAGUGGUAGGCUCCGUGCAGUUAAUGUAAAGGACUGUAUUUGUGAGUGAUGUAAGCAUCAGAAUGCAUUAAAUUUGAGGUUUUGAUAUGUUUGUGAUAAUUACCUGCCUUGAGCAUUGCAAUCCCACCCCUUAUUGCAAAGCAUUGGUAAUGUUAGUUGUGAAAUUCGGUUAUCUUCUGUUGCAUUUUAAAGUUAUAUCCUGUAAUUUAUUUUUCAACACAAAAUUAAAGUACUCUGACGUUUCCAGCUUCUGUUUUUUUUUGUGAAAUGAAUGAAACCUGCAAGAUGUAUUGUACAGGUGAUUUAAAUGUCAAAAGCAUUUUAAAAUUUAAGACUUAAUCUGUAAAAUGUAUCUAGGUCAUAUUGGCCUCAUUUAAGUGUCAACAAAGAACAUGUUUUCUUUUUCCUGAGUGAUUGUGUCUGUAUAUAAUCAGUAAUGGGUAAUAUAAAUUGUUUAGUUAAACAUUAAACAAUUUUCACAAUUUA